This is a messenger RNA of Symbiodinium necroappetens, 2388 nucleotides long. The record is from the annotation of a GenBank genome assembly. Lineage: Eukaryota; Dinophyceae; Suessiales; Symbiodiniaceae.
AUGGCUGGCGUAGUCCGGUGGCUGUUACCUUGGUUGCAAGCCGCUGCCUUGCGCCUUUCAGACUGGACGAAACCUGCGGGCUUGGCUCUGCCAUUGGUUGCCAUUGGGCCGGAUAGGGGAUUUUCAGGAAAGUACGCGAACCUGCCUAGCUUCUUGCAGUCCGAUGGACGCCACAUCUUGGUGCGCAGCGGCGACUAUGAGGAGCUUCCCAAAAUCGCUGCCGCAGUGGCAGAGGCGGCCCUUCCAUGGUCGGAGCUCUUCGUGUCUGCUCGUAUCCUUCCCGGUGAUCUGGGCUACGACGGAACCUUCCUGGCCGUGAAGCGACUGUUGCAGGGGCUGGGUGCACCAAGGAUUGACCUGGUCCUUGUAAGCUCCGGGGACAACGCUGAGGGGCAGGCAUGGCAAACAACGCCUCUGUGUGCUCAGAGUGAGUUUGGUUGGGAGCUUUGCGUGAAGAGUAGCCUGGCUGCUCUGGAGCACUUGCAGCUCAGUGGCCAGGUUGGACACAUUGGUGCUCAUGACUGGUCAGUCCAGAGCCUACAGACCGUUGCCCCAGUGCUCCGGGCGCCCUUGGCAGCUCUGGAGCUGACCUUUGACACCUUUGCCAACAGCCAUCUUGCUGCUUUGAAGCUCGGUCUCAUCAAGGGCAUCCAGAUCAUGAUGAUCGGCUUCGCCGAGCAGCCCGGCCGUCUCAUCUCUCCAAUGUUCAUCGGCGCUGGGACGCAGUCGGAGGCGUACGCUGGCCGGGCUUCACUGAUGUCAGCAUUUGCUACCUUGUCUUGGCUGCUGGCGAAAGAUGUUGUGGCUGUCAUGCCGGGUGAUUUGCUUGACCCUGUGAGCAUCUCUACUGUACAGUCACUUGACGAGAGCCUUAUACAUGGAUACCUUCGGGAUUACUUCGACGCAGUGUUUUGGCCAGGUGAGCGACGUCCCAUACUCUACGAGGCGAUCUUGGAACUGGGCACGACUUGCUCGGCCAAGCUUAAGGUCUCCAGCCCUGAAGAGUGCAUGGUGGCUAUGGAGGAACUAGAGGGGCCGAGUGCUCUGGCACCUGCCAAGAUUGACGGAACCAGCACCAGUGGCUGCUCCUUGUAUUUUGGCGGCGGUUGCCAUUCCAUUGACUGUGCGGAGGCCCACUUCGGAGAGACCGGGCAACCACGAGCCGUGCCAGUCUGCCAGAUUGAUGGAGCCAGGCCGCCAGCGCAGGGCAGGACGCUUUUCUUGAGCAUGUGUAUGGGGGCGGAGUAUUUCGACAAAUUUUGUGCUCCGUUUCUGGCUUCGUUUCGCAUGGUUUAUGGACGUCUACUGCACGGCUGGCACACCAUGCGAGUAUGGACAGUUGGUGUUGGGGCCCAACAGCUUCAGCAUGCAAGAGACCUGUUCUCUCCAGCAGGAGUGGAGUUUGAAGAGAGCAGCUCUGAAGAGUUGCGUCGACGAUUCGUGGAGGAGUACGGGCGCAGCGCAGAUGCUGACUACUUGAGCGAGGACAUUGGCUCGCCAGGCCUUGAUGGGCGAACCGGCUGCUUCGGCUGCCAAGGCUCUGAGUGCACUUGCGAUCCAGGUGCACACGAUGAGAAAGUCGUGUUCAACAACAUCUACUUCCUGCAAUGGGUCAUUCGUCAGUUUGAGGCAUCACAAAAUGAGGGCUACCAGUACAUGGUCUUCAUUGACUCAGACAUGCUGUUUCUGCGGGAUCUAGGCAGGUUCCUGCCACGGGAGCCAGAGACCACAGACUGGGACUACGCUUUCACGAUCUACGACAAAGACCAUGAAGUCCCUUGGGGUGGCAACGAAGAAGUGGCAAAGACCAGGAAUGGAUUCGUUCGAAUAAAUUCUGGAGUCCAGCUGUUCCGGUAUACCAAAGGCGUGAGGCUCUUUCUUUCUAACCUGUUGGAGAUCACCCGCAUCUUCAUGCGCUACGGAGAGACGAAGCAGCUUGCCGAAGAGACUUGGUUUCUCGAGGAGUUUCGAGCACUGAAUCAGGCCGCCAUCGCCUGGUUCGUGGGUUCAGCAAACUUACUUUACAAUGACUGCUUGGUAUGCUGGCCACGCACUAUCAGUUUUGACAGUGUGUCUGCAACUGGUGAGCAGUUUUCACUGAGCGCCCAGGGGUUGCCUGCCCGUUUUAUAAACCAGGCAGAGUCCGUUACCGACGGCAAAUUGAGCAGAGAGGUGCACAUGGUGCACCUGAAAGGUCUCUGGUGGCGCGUUUUGAUUCUGAACGCAACUGCACACUCGACAGCCACGCGUUGUUUUGCGUGGAACACUGGUGCAUACGAUCUGUGGAAAUCGCUUUACUUGGCCUGGCGGCCGGAGCUUGUGGUCACAACCAGCGUCCAUCAGGGGCAGCAAUGCCCAGACGUAUCUUCGUUGACUGCGUCUUUUUGA